This is a messenger RNA of Psammomys obesus (fat sand rat), 3007 nucleotides long. RefSeq names its product GRIP1 associated protein 1 (gene Gripap1). NCBI's taxonomy places the organism in Eukaryota, Metazoa, Chordata, Mammalia, Rodentia, Muridae. The transcript is spliced from 25 exons. The record is from RefSeq and is a predicted model, not a curated record. Bases 46 to 2523 code for a protein of 825 amino acids. Gene Ontology annotation, biological process: neurotransmitter receptor transport, endosome to postsynaptic membrane; regulation of recycling endosome localization within postsynapse; regulation of modification of synaptic structure. Gene Ontology annotation, cellular component: extrinsic component of postsynaptic early endosome membrane; postsynaptic recycling endosome; glutamatergic synapse.
AAGCUGCACCCGCGCACAAAGCUUGCCGGGGGUGGGGGGAGGAAUAUGGCGCAAGCUCUGUCUGAAGAGGAGUUUCAACGGAUGCAGACUCAGCUCCUGGAACUCCGAACAAAUAAUUAUCAGCUUUCAGAUGAACUUCGGAAGAAUGGUGUUGAACUUAACAGUCUUCGACAGAAGGUUGCUUACCUGGAUAAGGAGUUCAGUAAAGCCCAAAAGGCACUAAGCAAGAGCAAGAAAGCUCAGGAAAUGGAGGUACUGCUGAGUGAAAAUGAGAUGCUACAGGCAAAGCUGCACAGCCAAGAGGAGGACUUCCGUUUGCAGAACAGUACACUUAUGGCUGAGUUCAGCAAGCUCUGCAGCCAGCUAGAGCAGUUAGAGCUGGAGAACCAGCAACUGAAGAAAGGGGCUACUGGAGAGGAGGCUAUUCAAGCUGGACCACAUGUGGAUGGAGAGCUGCUGCAGCUGCAGGCAGAGAACACAGCCUUGCAGAAGAACAUGGCAGCACUGCAAGAACGCUACAGGAAAGAGACUAUGAGGCUCUCUGCUGUCAGUGAGGGCCAAGGGGAUCCCCCAGGAGAUGUGCUCCCUGAUGCCCUGGCCCCCAUGCCAUUGGCAGAAGUGGAGCUGAAAUUGGAAAUUGAGAAAGAAGAAAAGAAGUUGCUCUGGGAGCAGCUGCAAGGCUUAGAGAGCUCAAAGCAAGCUGAAACUUCCAGACUCCAGGAUGAACUUGCGAAGCUCUCUGAGAAAUUGAAAAAGAAACAGGAAAGAAACAAAAUAGAAGAAAUACAACAGCAAAAAGAAGCUGAUCUGAAAGCACACUUGGCUCUCACCCAAAAGCUGCAGCAAGAACUUGAGGCUGCCAAUCAGAGCUUGGUGGAGCUAAGGGAUCAACAGCAGGGAGAACGCCUGGAGCAUGCAGCAGCUUUGCGGGCCCUACAAAAUCGGGUGUCCGUCCAGAGUGCAGAUGCGCAGGAACAAAUGGAAGGGCUAUUGGCUGAGAACAAUGCCUUGAGGACUAGCUUGGCUGCUCUGGAGCAGAUCCAGACAGCAAGGACACAAGAACUGAAUAUGCUUCGGGAACAGACCACUGAAUUAACAGCUGAACUACACCAUCGGCAGGAUGAAUAUGAAGAUCUUAUGGGACAGAAAGAUGACCUCAACUCGCAGCUCCAGGAGUCACUAAGGGCCAAUAACCGGCUGCUGGAACAACUUCAAGAAAUAGGGCAGGAGAAGGAACAGUUGACCCAUGAUCUCCAGGAAGCUCAGAAGAGUGCUGAGAAAAGGAAGGUCAUGCUGGAUGAGCUAGCAAUGGAGACAUUGCAGGAGAAGUCCCAGCACAAGGAAGAACUGGGAGCUGUCCGAUUACGACACGAAAAGGAGAUGCUGGGCGUGCGAGCCCGUUAUGAGCGUGAGCUUAGAGAGCUGCAUGAGGACAAGAAACGGCAGGAGGAGGAGCUCCGGGGACAGAUUCGGGAGGAGAAGGCCCGAACACGGGAAUUGGAAAAUCUUCAGCACACAGUGGAAGAACUUCAGGCUAAGGUACACUCCAUGGAUGGAGCUAAGGGCUGGUUUGAACGGCGCUUGAAGGAGACCGAGGAAUCCUUGCUGCAGCAGCAGCAGGAGCAAGAGGAAACCCUCAAGCAGUGCCAGGAGGAGCACGCUGCUGAACUGAAGGGCAAGGAGGAAGAGCUUCAGAGUGUGCGGGAUCAGCUCCUGCAGGCCCGGGAGGAGCGAGAUGGCUAUUUGAAGACCAUCAGCAGCCUGAAGCAGGAGGUAAAGGACACAGUGGACGGGCAGCGGAUUCUGGAAAAGAAAGGCAGUGCUGUGCUCAAAGACCUUAAGCGGCAGCUGCACCUGGAAAGGAAACGGGCUGACAAACUUCAGGAGCGGCUGCAGGACAUCCUCACCAAUAGCAAGAGCCGCUCAGGCCUUGAGGAGCUGGUUCUCUCUGAGAUGAAUUCACCAAGCAGGACCCAGACAGGGGACAGCAGUAGCGUCUCUUCCUUCAGCUACCGGGAGAUUUUGAAGGAGAAAGAGAGUUCAGCCAUGCCAGCUAGGUCUUUAUCCAGCAGUCCCCAGGCCCAGCCCCCUCGGCCAGCAGAGCUGUCAGACGAGGAAGUGGCUGAGCUGUUUCAGAGGCUGGCUGAGACACAGCAGGAAAAAUGGAUGCUGGAGGAAAAGGUGAAACAUUUGGAGGUGAGCAGCGCCUCUAUGGCAGAGGACCUCUGCCGGAAAAGCGCCAUCAUUGAGACCUACGUCAUGGAUAGCCGGAUUGAUGUGUCUGUGGCAGCAGGCCACACAGACCGAAGUGGGCUGGGCAGUGUCCUGAGAGAUCUAGUGAAGCCCGGCGAUGAGAACCUUCGGGAAAUGAACAAGAAGCUGCAGAACAUGUUGGAGGAGCAACUCACCAAGAAUAUGCACUUGCACAAGGAUAUGGAAGUUCUAUCCCAGGAAAUUGUCCGGCUCAGCAAGGAAUGUGUGGGGUCCCCUGACCCAGACCUAGAACCUGGAGAAGCCAACUAAAGACCUACAGGCUACACCUGUUCCCAUCCCCUUCCAGAAUGCCACUGUCUCCUCUUGGGCUGUGGUGGGAAGAUAUGGAGGCUGUCACCAAAUGUCAUAGUUUGGGAGAUAGACAUUAAAGGGGCUAGAGGCCUGUCCAUGGCUGGUGUUGAUGACCCUGAUAAUAUGGCAAAGGCCGUUGGGGAGAAGGGAUCCUGAGGGAAGGGCAGGGAGUUUUUUCAUCUUGGCUCUGGCUCCCAGGGUCACCUGCCUUCAACUCUGCAUGAGCUCUCUCUCCCUCCCAGAGACCAACUCUUUUUUUCAUCUUAUUUUAUUUUUUAAUUUAUGUCUGGAAGCCUGGCUACUCUGCAUUUGGGCCUGGGGAUGUUGGGUGGGGGUGCAGUCCAUGCUCAAUGUUCUAGCAAUGUGUGUAUGUGUGUGAGUGUGUGUGUGUAAAGGCUAUGCAGCCAAAAUACCAUCUGGCCAGACGGGCCCAUCCACUGAC